Nannospalax galili (Upper Galilee mountains blind mole rat) is the source of this 1748-nucleotide messenger RNA. It is a transcript of the gene Ackr5, whose product is annotated as G protein-coupled receptor 182. Gene Ontology annotation, cellular component: membrane. Lineage: Eukaryota; Metazoa; Chordata; Mammalia; Rodentia; Spalacidae. Gene Ontology annotation, molecular function: G protein-coupled receptor activity. Gene Ontology annotation, biological process: G protein-coupled receptor signaling pathway. The record is from RefSeq and is a predicted model, not a curated record.
CACAGUGUGACUUCUGUAAGACAGGCAACCUCUGGGCCCCAAAGAAUGCAAAGAAACUCAUCCUCUCCACACAGCGGUCUAGACGGUCAGUGGAGACAUCUGAAGUGAAUUCUCAGCUCUAAUCACAACACAGAAACCCUGGCGGUGAAAGGGGAGCCUCAGCCAGUAACAGCCACUUCCUGAAGACAAGCAGGGUAGCCUGAAGCCAGCAGCAAAGCCGGCCCCACAGCAGCUGUCUCUUCAGCUUCCUGGCAGCUCACAGCCCUCCACCUACAGGCUCUCCAGGAGGACAGGUGCUCCCAGGGGAAAUCCAGGCAUUAGCUGGUCCUCAUGUCGGUCAAACCCAGCCCUAGGCCCGACCCCACUACCGCCCCUGAGAAUGAUUUUGGAGUGAUACACAACUGGACGGAACUGCUCCAUUUCUUCAACCACACUUUUUCGGAUUGCCAAGUGGAACUCAGCGAGAACACCAAACAAGUGGUCCUCUUUGUCUUCUACCUGGCCAUCUUUGUAGUAGGGCUUGUGGAAAACCUCCUGGUGAUAUGUGUCAACUGGCGCCGCUCAGGCCGGGUAGGGAUGUUGAACCUGUACAUCCUCAACAUGGCCAUCGCGGACCUGGGCAUCAUCCUGUCUCUGCCCGUGUGGAUGCUGGAGGUCAUGCUGGACUAUACCUGGCUCUGGGGCAGUUUCUCCUGCCGCUUCACUCAUUACUUCUACCUUGCUAACAUGUACAGCAGCAUCUUCUUCCUCACAUGCCUCAGCGUGGACCGCUACGUCACUCUCACCAGUGCCUCUCCCUCCUGGCAGCGCCACCAGCACCGAGUACGGAGGGCCGUAUGUGCAGGCGUCUGGGUGCUUUCGGCUAUCAUCCCACUGCCUGAGGUGGUGCACAUCCAGCUAGUGGAUGACUCUGACCCCAUCUGCCUCUUCAUGGCACCUUUUGAAACGUACAGCACAUGGGCCCUGGCCGUGGCCCUGUCUGCUACCGUCCUGGGCUUCCUGCUGCCCUUCCCUCUCAUUGCAAUCUUCAAUGUGCUGACAGCCUGCCGACUUCGGAAGCAAGGACAGGGAAACGGCAGGCGCCACUGCCUGUUGAUGUGGGCUUACAUAGUGGUUUUUGUCAUCUGCUGGCUGCCCUACCAUGUGACUCUGCUGCUGCUCACUCUGAAUGCCACCUACAUCUCCCUCCACUGCCACCUGGCUCAUAUGCUGUACUUCUUCUAUGAAAUCAUUGACUGCUUCUCCAUGCUGCACUGCAUUGCCAACCCCAUCCUUUACAACUUUCUCAGUCCAAGCUUCCGGGACCGACUGCUAAGCGUUGUGGUCCGUUACCUUCCAAAGGACCAGGCCGGGGCAAGAAGACAGGAUUCCUCUUCCUCUUCCACCCAGCACUCCAUCAUCAUUACUAAAGAGGGCAGCCUGCCCACUGCAGCAGUCCACCCUGACCACAACCUAAACUUCCAGGCACCCUCUCUGCCUCCAUCACUGCAAUCCCAUCUGCAGCUAAGGUGGAUUCCAGGCUCUUCCCAUAAUGUUAAAGGCUAGAGGGGGAAGGGAGGGAAUAAGGGAGGAUUGGUUCACUCAUGGUCAGUUCUGAGUUAUCAAAGUGUUGCUAUGGGAGGAGGAAGGAGGUGUGGGAGGGACAGAGAUCAUGUCCUUCCUUGGUGGUGUGCAUUCAUUUGGGUCCUUGUGUUCUAAGGGAGCCACAAAGAAAAAAAAAGGCAGAAUAAAUAAAUAAUAGACAGUCA